Messenger RNA from Gymnodraco acuticeps, 4673 nucleotides. It is a transcript of the gene ttc7b, whose product is annotated as tetratricopeptide repeat domain 7B. Gene Ontology annotation, biological process: phosphatidylinositol phosphate biosynthetic process; protein localization to plasma membrane. The record is from RefSeq and is a predicted model, not a curated record. Gene Ontology annotation, molecular function: protein binding. Lineage: Eukaryota; Metazoa; Chordata; Actinopteri; Perciformes; Bathydraconidae. Gene Ontology annotation, cellular component: plasma membrane.
CUGUACAGCGAGAGGGAUUCUCCUCCUGUGGUGUUUUGGUCCAGGCGAGCCCACUCUCAAAAAUGACAGCAAGGAAGUCUGGCUCACGACUGGAGACCGAGAUAGAGCGGUGCCGUUCAGAGAGUCAAUGGGACAAGAUACCGGAGCUAGUACGACAGCUCUCGGCCAAACUCAUAUCAAACGAUGACCUAGGGGAGUUGUUGCUGGGAGAAUGCAAGCUUCAGACGUACCUGAAGGAGAACCCCAUCAAACAGGGGGCCAGUCCCAGGGGCCCGCGACCUAAACUGGUGGAGGUCAGGAAACACCUGACUGCUGCUCUGGACAGAGGGAACCUCAAGGCCGAUUACCUCCAGGAAGCCAGCCUGUUGAUGGCCAAGCUGUGCUAUGUGGAGGGAGAACACCGAGACGCUUUAGGUCACUACAGCAGGGUGAUCCUGGAGGACAUGCAGCUGGGGGGGGCUCCUGUGUACAGGCUGUCCAUGAUAGCAGAGGCGUACGCUACUAAAGGACUGUGCCUGGAGAAGGUCCCGGCCGCCUCUCCGGCUCUGUCCAAUCAGAACACUGGGUCUCCAGCGUCCAAUAGGAGCGCAACAGACCGGGAGCAGGAUAUCAUCACCUGCUAUGAAAAGUCUGGAGACAUCGCGCUGCUCUACCUGCAGGAGGCUGAGAAGGCGUUGUCAGCAGGAAUUCAGAACCGCAGCCCGAAGCCUGGCCCGACCGCCCAGGACCUGGAACUGGGCUACUUCCUGGAGACGGGCCUGCAGAGGGCACACGUCAUCCACUUCAAGAACGGCAACCUGACACGAGGCGUGGGCCGUUUUCGGGAGAUUCUCCGAGCUGUGGAGAACAGAACCACCCAGAGCCUGCGCAUGACUAUAGCCAGACAGCUAGCAGAGAUCCUGCUCAGAGGGAUGUGUGAACAGAGUUACUGGUCUCCUCUGGAAGACCCGCCCACCGUGUCGCCAUUGGACGACCCCACACGGCAGGGACACACCAUCAGCAAGAACUACAGCCUGAGCCGACGCGCCCGGGUCUACUCGGGAGAGAAUCUGUUCUGCCCUCAGGAGAACACAGAGGAGGCUCUGCUGCUGCUGCUGAUCAGCGAGUCCAUGGCUAACCGGGACGCCGUCCUCAGCAGGAUCCCUGAACACAACAAUGAUCGCAUCAUCAGCCUGCAGUCGGCCUCGGUGGUGUACGACCUGCUGACCAUCGCUCUGGGCAGGAGGGGGCAGUACGAGAUGCUGUCAGAGUGUCUGGAGAGAGCCAUGAAGUUUGCCUUCGAGGAGUUCCACCUGUGGUACCAGCUCGCUCUAUCGCUAAUGGCUGCUGGGAAAUCAGCGCGGGCCGUUAAAGUCCUGAAGGAGUGCAUCCGUCUGAAGCCCGACGACCCCACCAUCCCACUGCUGGCUGUCAAGCUGUGUAUCGGACCCCUACACUGGCUGGAUGACGGGGAGUGCUUUGCCAACAUUGUGAUUGACAUGGGGGAGAAAGCAGCAGAGUUCAGAGCCAAAGGCUACCUGGCCAUUGGGCUGGUGUACAGCCUGAAAGCCACUGACGCCUCGUUGCGGAGCACGCAGGAGGAGUACCAGAGGAAAGCUUUGGGAGCCUUCCAGAGAUCUCAGAGUCUGUCUCCCACUGACCAUCUCGCAGCCUUCUACCUGGCGCUGCAGCUCGCCGUCUCCAGACAGAUCCCAGAGGCUCUAGGCUACGUCCGACAGGCGCUGCAGCUCCAGGGCGAUGACGUCCACUCCCUCCACCUGCUCGCCCUGCUGCUCUCCGCUCAGAAACACUACCACGACGCGCUCAAUAUCAUAGAGAUGGCUCUGUCCGAGUACCCCGAGAACUUCAAUCUGCUGUACACCAAGGUGAAGCUGGAGUCCAUGUGUAGAGGACCGGAGGAAGCUCUGCUCACCUGUAAACACAUGCUGCAGAUCUGGAAGAGCUUUUACAACCUCACUAACCCCAGUGAUUCUGGCCGUGGCAGCAGUCUUCUGGACAGAGCCAUAGCAGACAGACGGCAGCUCAACGCCAUGACCCUGCCUGACUUCAGCGACCUAGACACAGGCUCAGUUCAUGCUACGUCUAUAGCAGCCAGUCGCGUAGAGCAGGCUCUGUCCGAGGUGGCCUCCUCCAUGCAGAGCAGUGCCCCCAAACACGGACCCAUGCACCCCUGGAUGACCCUGGCUCAGAUCUGGCUGCACGCAGCGGAGGUGUACACCGGCAUGUCGAAGCCGGCUGAAGCCUCGGCCUGCACACAGGAAGCCUCCAACCUCUUCCCCACGUCCCAUAAUGUACUGUACAUGAGGGGGCAGAUCGCAGAGCUCCGGGGGAACAUCGAGGAGGCCAAGCGCUGGUACGAAGAGUCGCUGUCCAUCAACCCAACACACGUCAAGACCAUGCAGAGACUGGGUCUGAUCCUCCACCAGCUGCAGCGCUACAGUCUGUCAGAGAAAGUGCUGCGGGACGCUGUGCAGGUCAACAGUACGGCUCAUGAUGUGUGGAACAGUCUAGGGGAGGUGCUGCAGGCUCAGGGAAACGCCGCUGCGGCAACCGAGUGUUUCCUGACCGCGCUGGAGCUGGAGGCCAGCAGCCCCAUCCUGCCCUUCACCAUCAUCCCCCGAGCACUUUGAGACACACACACACACACACACACACACACACACACACACACACACACUAAGGCACAAAUGAUGGACCUGCAUGCACUUGCACAAGGUUUUUCUCCUGUACCCUCACUGUAAAUACACACACACACACACUGUAUACAAAUUGUAAACAUAAUUAAACAUGUGCGCUUCCCCCUGUCCACCCACUCUUCCCACAAUGCCUUGCUGUAACUGUGACCCCUGACCAUGUGUGUGAGGCCAUACAUUGCUUGUGUAUGUGAGACUGUCUGUGUCUGUGCAUGUCUGUAAUGUGUGCCAACAUGUUCUAUAUUUGUGUGUGUGUGUGUGUGUGUGCGCGCGUUGAAAGUAAACGUAAAUAAAAUCCAACUUGAGUUCCCGCUCUGGCGCCGCUAGCAUUCAGAUGUUUACAUUUUGUUUACAUGUUAUUUAGUCUGUUAAUGUUUCCUUUAUUAGCCAAAUAUUACUGAUCACACACACACACACACACACACACACACACACACACACACACACACACACACACACAGGUUACCUUGCUGAUCAUACAGAGAGGUUCAUGGUUACUGUGUUGCUGACUCAGCACAGCCAGGUCUAAAUGCCAAAACACCGGCUGCAUACACACAGGACAUGAGAUAUAAAUCUGCUGAUGUCAAACUGAUGGCUGUUCUUUUUUUUAUUUUCGUUCAAGCACAUGUUGUCUUAUCUGUUUCAACUAACAAACGUUUAAAUUGUCGAUUAAUCUGACAAUUUCUUAUGAGCUAAAUCGUUUAGUCCAAUAUUUAAAUGUUAAAUGUAGUUUUAUGGCAGUUGAUAUCUCAAGGGUAAUCAAUGUAAUAUGAUUUGAAACAGAGAAAAUAAGAACAUCUGGAUUUGAGAGGUUUUUGUGACAUUUGUGCAUGAGAAAUUGCAGAUUAAAAAGAUGAAUCCAUUUUAAAGAGGCCCUGUUGUGCUUUUUGGGGGUUUCCCUUUUCUUCUACUGUGUUACGGAAAGGGUCUGCAAAGGCUCAAACAAGUGUGACAUCACUAUUGGCUAGCUCUCCAACACAUUGUACGUGAUGUAUAUCUAAGCGGUUGACCAAUCAACAGAGCUAGCCAGCUAACCAAUCAGAGCAGACUGGGCUCUGGUUUCAGACAGAGGGUGAAAAGAGGUGCUGCAGCACAGGCAGUAUGAGAAGAAUUAAGAGCUUUUGAACAUUAAAGCAUGGAGACAUGUGAGAGUAGAGGCACUACAUACAAAUAAGGCCCUUUUCCUAAAGUUGACGAUUAUUUUACUGUCAAUCGACCAAUCGUUGCAGGUCGAGUGUACUCCCUUGUUUACUGAUAUUUCCAUGACAUUCUAUACAUUUGCAUAUGUUCCUAACAUGUUCAAUAUUAUUAACAUUUUCCAAAAAAGGCUUCAAAGCUAAAGGCAUUUUGUGAAUAACGCUUUGGUAUAAAUGUUCUCAUCUAACUCUCGUGAAAGAAGCAUAUUUCCCAAAAUGUGAAAAUGUUGCUGUAAAAUAAAACCCUUUUCCAUUUGAAUUAUUGUACAUGUUUUACUUAUUUUUUGUAAAGUAUGUUUUUUAUUUUAUAGCAUGAGCAGCUAUAGUCCCAUUAACUGAACACAUAAGAGUGCCAAAUGCAAAUAGUCAAACAGAAAUAAUAUAAUGUUGCAAUUUCAUGUAAGUGCUGUAAAAACCUAUACAAAAAUGAAUUUUGAACAAAUUGUAAGUAUGUAGUUAUGAAUGUGAUUUUUUCUCUCAAAAAUCUGAUUUCCUUGUGUGUGUAAAUGCAACUGGUUAUAGUGUGUUCUGUGUCCUGCCAGUGUCACGUUAAACACCAGAUAAAUAUUUGAUUAUACAUGCAAAGGAUUAUUGUUGUAUAUUUGAUUGUUCCAAGUGUAUUGAUAUUGUUUUAGAAAGUCAAUUAUAAUUCUAUUUUCUGGAGAGCUAUGUUACUGAGAUGCAGUCGGUGGAAUAAAAGGAGCUCGCUGAGUCCUUUGCUGUAAAUUAAUGACUGAAAUUAUAACGAUGACAAUGAUAAAGAUAAUAAAAGUGGUUAAAAACA